AUGGCUCGACAUCUAUUGUUUCCUUUUGUUUUUGGUUUAUUCAUUUGCAUCCAUGCCGCUCCAGGUUUUGGAGGCGGAAGUGACUGGAGUGGCGGUGGCGUCUUCGUAAAAGGUGGAUUCGCAGGCGGUGGCUUUGAAGGGGGUGGCAGCGGUUUUGGCAAUGGCCACGGAGGCGCUGGUGGACUCGACAGUGGCGAAGUUGGCGGCGAUGGAUUAGCUGGUGAUAACGGAGGCAACCUCGGCCUAGGCAGUUGGGGUGGCCUUGAUGGUCAAUAUGACGGUGACGUACUCGAUAUCAAUAACGGGGGCGUUGGUUUAGACGGCGCCAACGGACUAAGUGCCGCUGGAGACGGAUACAACGACGGUGAUGAACUUGACUUUGGUGAACUUGAGAACGAAGGUGGAUCAUACGGCGGCCAUAGGUACGCCAGAUUCAGCACCAGGGGCAGUGCAAGCGCCAGUUCCAGUUCCAGCGCCAGCGCUGGUGGCGGCCAUGGCGCCAGCUCUAGUGCCAGCUCCAGCGCCAGUGCGAGCGGCAGUUCCAGCGCUGUUGCCAGUGCCAGCGCCAGUGCCAGCUCCAGCGGACGC
Iphiclides podalirius (scarce swallowtail) is the source of this 588-nucleotide messenger RNA. The record is from the annotation of a GenBank genome assembly. Lineage: Eukaryota; Metazoa; Arthropoda; Insecta; Lepidoptera; Papilionidae.